This is a messenger RNA of Necator americanus (New World hookworm), 2148 nucleotides long. RefSeq lists its product as uncharacterized. Lineage: Eukaryota; Metazoa; Nematoda; Chromadorea; Rhabditida; Ancylostomatidae. The transcript has 20 exons. The record is from RefSeq and is a predicted model, not a curated record. The coding region runs from base 1 to 2148 and encodes 715 amino acids.
AUGCAUCAUGGACGGUUGCUAGUCGUUCGCCUCUGUAUUGCUGUGGUUUUAGGAGAUGAACCAACGAAGGCUCCAAUUCCAGUGCUUGACCCAAACCCCGAGUUCCUACCUCGCGCAGUAACCUACCUCUCUCAUAUGUUCCCGCUACGUGAUGACACUACAUCGUUCACCUUUGGCAAGGAUGAGAAACGAGAAGUCAGAGAGGAACUUUUUGAUCUUUCCAAGUUGACGGUGCUGCUUGUAAAAGGCAAAGAGGAAACCUCCAAAAGCGGUUACGACGCAGCACUUUAUCAAUGCCCAUUUUGGAGAAAUAUUCCCACCCAUUUGCACGUUAAUAAAUUUCUUGACAUUGAACGCAUUGCAACAUUUCAUAAGGCAAAUCCUGCACUACAACAUGCAGUAUACAACAAAGAAAGAUGUGAAUAUGGCGAUUUUCAAGACUUCAAAAGCACACGAAUAAUUCAAACAUACAUUGAACCGGGGUUCCCGUUUGAGAUCCCCUGCUAUUCCUGUCUUCGAAAUCAGACUGGAUUCACCACAGUAUUCUAUUUAAUACCUUCGCGAAACUUCCUGACAAAUAUCGAACUGCACGAAAUGGCGGAAGCUUUUGAUGACAAGCCAAACGUCGCAGUCCCAAUGAUUACUUGGCUUCUUCAUCAAAUUAAAAACCAUCAGAAGUCCGAUGAGUCAAAACAUGAAGCUCAACUUGUGUUCGGACUUGGACGUGACGCAGGCGGACACACAUCAAUGGAUACGCAGUCGUUCCUCGGAGAUGGUACUGGACGUCUGCAGGUGAACGUCGCAAGUAACCAUGUUGUGAUCAAUCUGCCCCUAAAAUCUGGAAUUGAAAAGGAACGUCAACUAGUUUAUGAGAAAUUUUACGGUGGAUUGACAUUAACCUGUGCACAGUUAGUAGACAACGAACCGCGGAGUUUGGGAUUCAUCCACAACAUCGAUUAUUUAUUCAACAUUAACAGUGAAGAUAAAUUUUUUAAAAACUCUAUUAACUACGAACACUACGAACUUCUCAGUAACCCGUCUUCGCUUCCAUAUAAAGCCACAAAAUACAAUAUCAAGAUAGAUAUCUCUUGGGAACAAUGGUCCUGUUGUUCAGCAUGCUGUUGCUCAGUGGCCUUAUGCGGUUUAUACUCAAACGAAAAGAAAUGUCAUGAAGUCGACUCCUACAGAACCCGCAGAGGAUUUUUGUCGCUUUUUCUGCUGGAUAUGGAGAAGAAGCUGAGUCUAGGCGACAAAGCGGUCUCAGAAGAACUCGACAAAGUAUUGCGCGUGUCACCUUAUCGUGAAAAAGGCAUUGCCAUUUUUUCAUCGUUUAUUCUCCGAAAUCCACGAUUCAUGGAACAUCUCUGGGAUAACACUCUAAAGGGUAUAAUGGAAUGGAGCAUGGAAUCGUGGAUAGGCGUACAAUUCAAGGAUUAUGAAGGUGUCGGACUGUUCAUUGAGGAGCAGGAUUGCAGUGGAAUGGAGCAAAAAGUGAACUGUUCCGCACUAGCCGCAUGUCGACGCCAACUAAUUGAAGAACCUCCUGCAUCUGUCGAAGAAUUGAUCUCUGUAGAUCCUUGCGGUGAUCUACCAAUGGUCACUUUAUCGAUCAGCGAAAGCAGCUCGUCGUUUCGAUUUGAACCGAAUAUUAGCUACCGACUCCGCCUAGACGGUCUCGAUAUGGAAACAAUAAAAUCGAUAACUUGGAAGGUGGGAGGGGACAUCGUUCCUCCCUACGAUCCAUCAAAGUUGUGCGAUGAGCAAAGCAUAGCAGUUCAUGCAAACGGUGCUGAUCUUAUCAUCAUCGAUGUGAACGCUACAAAAGUUCUUGGCAACGUCGUCGAAGCGUUCACUGGGAAGCAUCGAUUCAGGAUUCAUUUUCUUGAAGACAGUCCGGAAGAUACUUAUACAUCGGAUCACAGGGCUACUAUACAAACAGCUGGCAUUGUUGGAGGUUGUGCAAGUGCCGUCCUUGCCCUAAUAACUAUUAUGCAUAAAUACAAAUGGAGACAGAAAUCUUACAUAGGAACAGAGAAAUCUCGAAGAAAAACCGAGCGAACAAGUCGUCGAACAAGGCGUGCACUUAGAAAGCGCCUCAAAGAAAAAGCAGUGUUGCCUGCCGAAAAAGCACAAGCAGUUGCAGUUUAA